Messenger RNA from Exophiala xenobiotica, 1839 nucleotides. RefSeq lists its product as uncharacterized. The record is from RefSeq and is a predicted model, not a curated record. Gene Ontology annotation, biological process: regulation of DNA-templated transcription. Bases 1 to 1839 code for a protein of 612 amino acids. NCBI's taxonomy places the organism in Eukaryota, Fungi, Ascomycota, Eurotiomycetes, Chaetothyriales, Herpotrichiellaceae. The transcript is spliced from 2 exons. Gene Ontology annotation, molecular function: zinc ion binding; DNA-binding transcription factor activity, RNA polymerase II-specific.
AUGACAGGCAACAACAGUAAGAACCACGCUUGGAGAAAACGGCCGAGAGCAUACAAGCCCAAGAGCAAGACGGGUUGUAAAACAUGCAAAAUUCGGCGUAUCAAGUGCUCUGAAGAGAAGCCCGCCUGUCUCAAAUGUCUCUCGACAGGGCGACACUGCGAUGGGUACGACGAGGCCGAAACGAGGAGAACGACACCUCAGACAGAUGAAGGAACUUGCCCUAGUAUCCCCCUGGGCUCACUAGGCUCUUCUUUGCGCACACCUUGUCCCACUGGGGAUGAAUCUCCCAACUCCUCCGAACUGGAUGCCCUCCGGUUCUUUCAAACCCGUACAAUUGCCCGACUGUCCGGCUAUUUCCCAUCUGACAUGUGGAACCGCUACGUCCUGCAACUCUCCCUGCUCGAACCGAGUAUAUACUACGCGACCAGUGCGCUCGGCAGAUUGCACCGAUGGUAUGCGUACGAGGAGGACGAGGAACCUGCUUCAUCUCUGGGGAGUCCUAACCCAGAUGCUUUCAUCUUUCGCCAAUACAACAAAGCCAUCCACCAUCUCGUGCAUCCGACAACAAGGCCACCGUCCAAGUGCGUUGUUCUGGUCGCAUGCUAUGUCCUCAGCUCGGUUGAAGCCCUCUAUGGGGACUACAGAUCAUCUUUCCAGCAUGUAUCCAACGGCAUCAGGCUCCUCUGUGAGCACGACAGCACUACUACUAGUACCACCUCCCACUCCCGUACAUAUCCUCCUCCUCCUCCUCCUCCUCCUCCUCCUCCUCCUCCUCCUCCUCCUCCUCCUCCUCCUCCUCGUCCUCCUCCUCCUCCUCCUCCUCCUCCUCCUCCAACAUACAGAUCGACGGGCAGCCUGCGUCAUUCCUCCGAGGAGACAUCGAUCGAAGAAAGUCUGCUCAUCCAUUUUUCUCACCUCGAUCUUCAAGCCUCGACUUUUCACCCGGAAUGGGUCCCCUCGAUGCAGAGGCAGGACCCUUCUGGCCUUUCCCCCGUCGAUGAUGACCUGACCGACUCCAUCACAAUCUCAAUCUCAAGCCUGGAGGAAGCUAGAACACUCCUAACGUCAGCGCUUUUGCGGGUGAUGGCUUACAAGAGACAUGGGGAGAAAAUACUAGCAAAGAACCAACAGACCGCAGAUCAUGUCGACAUUGUUGAUGUCCGGAGCAGACUUGGUCGGUAUCUGCGCCAGUGGUCGAAUGCGGUAGAGACCUGGCUGGCGGCCCAGCAAACAAAGUCGGAGCCGGAGUCAGAAGGCUCACCUGGCGUUUUAUGCCUCCGGAUUCUCCAUCUGACGGCCUGCAUCAUAUUGGCGGUUCCCCGAUCUGCCGACGAGAUCAUGUAUGACUCUCUCCUCGACCAGUUCCAAAGGAUCGUCGACCUUGCCUCGGCGCUGGUCUCGCUGCAGCAAAAGAAGAACGACGACGACGACCACGGCGACGACCACCCGAGGCAUCACAUGGAGUAUUCCCAUGAAGUCGGCAUCAUACCGGCUCUCUACCUGACGGGGACCAAAUGUCGUGAUCCGACCAUCCGGCGUCGCGCCCUGUCGCUCCUGACUUCAUGCCGAAGAAAAGAGGGUGUUUGGGACAGCCGAGCGGCGGCGAAAAUAGUUUCGCGCGUCAUUGCCCUUGAAGAAAAAGAAGAAGAAGGAGACGGCCGACCUGCUGCUGCUGUACAUACCUGUGCCGACGUCCCCGAGGAGAGUCGAUUGCGAGAUACUUGGCUCCAGGCACCGUCCAAUGCCGACAGACACGCACCGCUUGUGCACACUCGCAGAAGGGCUGCACGACGAGAUGAUGUCCAGUUGGAAGUGAUUGUGGACCAUAUCCAAUGGUGA